CGACUCCAACGCCCCCUCCCACCCAGAAGCCUUUUGCCUCGCAUCAUACAGCUCGGCAAGAUCAACAAGCAGCCAAUCCUCCGCAAGAUGAAGCACCCUCGGGACCAGCAAGAGGAGGUGUCGCUAGCCCUGUCGCUGAGCACGACGGACUCGUCCACGACGACCUCGGACUCCGCCACCGCGGGGUCCCCGGCGUCGGCGGCGGCGUCCAAUAAGCGGGCGCGGCGGAGGGGGCCGGUGGUGGCGACGUCGGGGGAAGGGGAGUUCGUGUGCAAGACGUGCGGCCGGGCCUUCACCUCGUUCCAGGCGCUGGGCGGGCACCGGACCAGCCACCUGCGGGGCCGCCACGGCCUCGAGCUCGGCGUCGGCGCCAAGGCGCUCAAGCAGCACAAGGCGGCCGACGCUGCAGGCAAGGGCGCCGGCGACAAGCAGGAGCAGCGGCCGCAGCACGAGUGCCACAUCUGCGGGCUCGGCUUCGAGAUGGGCCAGGCGCUGGGCGGACACAUGAGGCGGCACCGCGAGGAGAUGGGCGCCGCCGAGGCCGCCGACGCAUGGGUCUGGCGCAGCGUCGAACGCCUCCCGGAGGAGCUGGAACUACGCCGCGCCGCCGCCGCCGAGCCGCCCGUCUUGCUCGAGCUCUUUGCCUAGGAUUACUCAUCGCGCCUGAUGAUUUGGACUGACGCAGGACAUGUAAAUGAUGAUAUUGUUUGGUCUUUAAUUAGAUCUUUAGGAAUUGAGAACCAGCUGAUGCUGGCUUUUGUAAGUAUGCUAGGAGUUUUGGUUGAUCAUUAGUGGUUCGAUUUCAGAUGUCACAGAGCUGAUUUCAUCACAAUUCUUUGGUUCAAAUAUACAACAUAUGUUCAUCUUCUGCACUGCAAUCUGCUGUUGAAGUCAGAAAUUCCGCUC
Molecule: messenger RNA, 906 nt
Organism: Setaria italica (foxtail millet)
Lineage: Eukaryota; Viridiplantae; Streptophyta; Magnoliopsida; Poales; Poaceae
Product: zinc finger protein ZAT12
Exons: 1
Coding region: 88-648 (186 amino acids)
Source: RefSeq, a predicted model, not a curated record